UCAAACAAAUCUACAUUUACAAGAAUCUUCUUACUUCUGAGUAUGACAUUGAUCUCAAUAAUUUAGGUGUACUUAUAUACGCAUAUUUGUCUCAGCAGUCAAUAUGACGAAACGUAGGUGAUUAAUUAUGGUACCUGAUUAACUUUACCAUUAGGAGCGUUCAGAACUCCAUUAUUUAAAGUUUAAAAAUUGAUCUAUAAUUUCUAGGCUUUUAUGAAUUUAUUGAGAGCAACUACUUUACGCAAUAUGGCCGAGUUAUACUUUCAAUAUAUGCGUCGCGUCAAAACAAGGAAAAACAGUUUAACAGAGAGUGGCAGGCAUUAAUGGAACAACAGUUAAAUACUAUACUUGUGAUUGUGCGGUGAAUCCUCGAUUUUAUUGAUUAAAUUUCUGUGCUGUUACAUAAUUACUUAUCAAGAUUUGACUACUGUUAAAUAAACAAGCAUUACGUACAAUGGCCGAAGUGGGACUUUGGAAGUCUGUUCUAGUAAUCCUUAUUUACGUGAUAUCAUUGAAUGGUGAAUUAAUCUGCAAGAGUCGAUAUAGUAUCCUUCAUUGUGAACCAGGGAAAAACGACUACAUACUGAAAAGAGGAAUUGUAUCAGACAAUAAUGAUACCAACUCGAUAAUCAUAAAGUUAUGUCGCAUAACAGAAGUGGAGUUAGAAUCUUUUGCAAAUAAUCCUCGCUUAAAGGUGAUAGAUUUGUCAAGAAACAAAAUAAAAGAGCUAAAGCUUGGAGUAUUUGAUGGAAUCAAAACAUUGACUCACUUGAAGAUCGCACACAAUUCAUUGACCGCGAUUCCUUUAGGAUUGUUUGACCAGUUACCCAACCUGAAAUUAUUACAUUUGAAUGAUAAUAAAAUAACUUCUCUCGCGUCAGGUAUCUUGGAUAAAUUGUCUCAUUUGAACCAUUUUGAUUUGUCAGCUAAUGGACUCUUGGGGAAAGAUUUGAAUCCUUCUCUAUUUGAUAAGAAACCAAAGUUGAAAUCUUUAUUAUUUUCAAGGAAUGAUAUGUCUCAGUCACCCGAUGAACUUUUAAGUGGUUUGCCGGCCUUGACGACUUUGGAAUUAAAUGCUUGUUCUCUAACUACAUUUCCAAAAUUUGCUACGAAACCUAAUUUAAAAACUUUGUUAUAUUUACAACUCAAUACAAACAAAAUUGAAGCAAUCGAUGAUAUAUCGACGUUCGUAAAUUUGAUAAAUCUAGAGUCGUUGGAUCUAAAAAAUAAUAGGAUCGAAAACAUUACUGUGACUGUUUUUAGCUCAUUGAGGAAUUUAAAUUUCCUUGAAAUGUCUUUUAAUAGGAUUCAGGAAAUUCCUGAAGAUUUAUUUACGAGUAUGCCUAAUUUACAAAGUAUGGAUUUGUCGUAUAAUUUUAUAGAGUAUGUUCCAUUAAAUGCUUUGUUACCUAGAUCUAAUUUAAGAACAUUGAAAUUAGUCUCUAAUAGAAUAUCAUUUUUAGAGAGUGGCUUUUUCAAGAAGCUCAGAUUUUCUAGAAGGGCCAUCUUGACCGAUUUUGAUAUCGCUGGCAAUCCUUUUCAGUGUGCGUGCCUCUUGGAAAUAAUAGAUGAAAUGAAAAAAUACAGUUUUAGGUAUAAUUCAGACAAAUAUAAUGGUAAACAUGAGGUGUGUUCAAUGACUGAUGAAUUUAUUUGUAAACGCGAUAAACUGAGUGUUUAGUAAUUUUAAGUUCUCGUAUAUUAAACUGCUUUAAUAAUAAGUUUAAGAUUAA
Messenger RNA from Manduca sexta (tobacco hornworm), 1733 nucleotides. RefSeq names its product SLIT and NTRK-like protein 4. Gene Ontology annotation, molecular function: protein binding. Lineage: Eukaryota; Metazoa; Arthropoda; Insecta; Lepidoptera; Sphingidae. The record is from RefSeq and is a predicted model, not a curated record. The coding region runs from base 455 to 1681 and encodes 408 amino acids. Gene Ontology annotation, cellular component: extracellular matrix. The transcript has 2 exons.